UGUUCGAUUUUGAUAUCCGAUACCGUAAAACAUUAAAUCGUGUUGGAAAUUCUUUACAGAAGUAAUUUUAUUUGGUUAAAAAUAUGGAAGGUUAUAGAGAUAACAGUGUACACUAUACUGCCAUAAAAGUUUGCGAAGAUUUGCAAAAUACACCGUCAUUUAAAACGUUUUUUGAGAAUGUUCAGAAAUUAGUUGCAACGUCAAAUGUGAAGCAAGAAGAUUUUAAAGCUUCCUUAUUAAAAGCCAUGGUUGAUAAUGGUCUAGAAGCAGAACUAAGGAACAGUGUUUAUCACUGGAUCCGAACCAAGACAAAAGAUAGUCAGACUUCUACUUCGUUUGAAGCGUAUCUGAAAAAGACUCAAAAUCAAUGGGAAAAACGAAUACAUAAAUCACUUAAUUCGAUGGGAAGUGAAUUAUCCGCACCUUUGGCCACUCCACGACAAUCUUCUGACAAGGAAGAGAUUCAGAGUAAAUGGAUUCAACUGAGUAACUACGAUAUUGACAAAGAGUUUAGAUACAUGAAUUGGAUAAAUUUUAAGAAAGCUCUUAAAUUAUUCCAGAGGAAUUUAUACACAGAAUUUGCAAGGGGAGAAUUAGUAAUGGGUGUUAAUGUACCAGCCUGUGCAUAUGGGAACUAUGCAGUGUUCGAGAGCGAAAGAAUAUCUUUGGGUGAAAAGGUGAUUAUGUCCAGUCACGCACCUGUUUCCCAAGAAUACCUAAAAAGGGGUUGUCCCACAUGCUUAAGAGCGAAAAUGUGGACAAUUGUUUUAGGAGCAGACGUUAAGCCAAACCACUACGAAGAAUUUGAGAAACUUAAGACAGACGUCCUGAAUUUAGAUUUAAUGAGCGACAAACUUGUUAUAAAAGACAUACAUUUGACUGCAUCAAACGAUGAUCAGUACUUUGUUUUUGAAGAUGUUCUUUAUCAGGUUCUCCUGUGUUUUACAAGAGACAGUCAGGUUUUAAAAGACCUCCCGGAUGUAUGCCAAUUGCAAGUAACAAUGAAAACUAGAGGUAUUUUAGAAACAGUCAUGACCUUUCCUCCAAAUGGAGUGAUACCAUUCCAUGGAUUUACUAUGUAUGCUGCACCGUUUUGUUAUUUGUAUGAUGACCCUGUGGCACUGUACCAGACUUUUAAAGCAAUGUAUACUCGAUACUUUCAUAAACUACAUAAAGUGUCUGGUUCCUCGCAAGGAGUUGUGGCUUUAUGCCUUUUAUACGAAAGAUUGCUUCAGUGCCAUGAACCUAGCGUUUGGCUUCAUUUUAAACAGUUAAAUAUUCCACCGUAAGUAAUGCAAGGAAAUCUUACUUUAAAAAGAAUAAUUCAAGUUAUUUAGCAUUUAAUCUCAUUCAUUCAAAAGGAAGAGAGCUUAUGACAGCACGAAUUGUGUCAUUAGAAGACAAUGUAAAUAAAAAUAAGACUUUACAAUUAUGACACAACUUCGUUCGUGUUGCCUUUACUUAACUAACCUAACCAACCUUAAUGAAUGUUAUUUGUGUGUUGUCCUAGUCAUAUCCUUUCAUAUAUUUACGUAAACUCGUCGAUACAAUUAAUGUUUAUUAAAAUUAGAGGUCAUAUUACAGAGAGGUAAAAUUGGAAAGUAAGCAAGUCACUAAAAAGAAUGUCGACCUUUUGGCAU
Agrilus planipennis (emerald ash borer) is the source of this 1640-nucleotide messenger RNA. RefSeq names its product TBC1 domain family member 19. The record is from RefSeq and is a predicted model, not a curated record. NCBI's taxonomy places the organism in Eukaryota, Metazoa, Arthropoda, Insecta, Coleoptera, Buprestidae. The transcript has 6 exons. Bases 84 to 1289 code for a protein of 401 amino acids.